GAAGUUCAGUAUCAAAAGCGCCCGCAGCGCCUCUGAACACACAGGGUCAGAGUUACACAGGUCUGCGGUCACUAAACCAACGACGAGGAUGGCGGAGAACAGGGAUAGAGCCACGGACCAGAUGAAGUUAUGGAAAGAGAAUAGAGGAGCUCAGCGAGCAGAUGUUCUGACCACAGGAGCAGGUGUUCCGAUUGGUGAUAAGCUGAACAUUCAGACUGCUGGGCCACGGGGGCCUCUGCUGGUGCAGGAUGUCGUCUUCACGGACGAGAUGGCUCACUUCGACCGGGAGCGCAUUCCUGAGAGAGUGGUUCAUGCCAAAGGAGCAGGUGCAUUUGGCUACUUUGAGGUGACCCAUGACAUCACACGCUACUGCAAGGCCAAGGUGUUUGAACAUGUUGGGAAGACGACCCCCAUUGCUGUGCGCUUCUCUACUGUAGCUGGUGAGUCUGGCUCAGCUGAUACCGUGCGGGAUCCUCGAGGAUUUGCAGUGAAGUUCUACACUGAUGAAGGCAACUGGGACCUGACUGGCAACAACACACCCAUCUUCUUCAUCAGAGAUGCACUUCUGUUUCCAUCCUUCAUCCACACUCAGAAGCGGAAUCCUCAGACUCACCUGAAGGAUCCUGACAUGGUGUGGGACUUCUGGAGCCUGCGUCCAGAAUCUCUGCAUCAGGUGUCUUUCCUCUUCAGUGACCGUGGUCUGCCUGAUGGAUUUCGCCACAUGAAUGGAUAUGGAUCCCACACCUUCAAGCUAAUAAACUCUCAAGGCAACCCUGUCUACUGCAAGUUCCACUACAAGACUGAUCAGGGCAUUAAGAACCUGUGUGUGGAGGAGGCAGACCAUUUAGCCUCCACUGACCCUGACUAUGCCAUCCGUGACCUGUACAACGCCAUUGCCAGUGGCAACUUCCCCUCCUGGACCUUCUACAUCCAGGUCAUGACUUUCGAACAGGCAGAAAAGUAUCCAUGGAAUCCUUUUGAUCUGACCAAGGUGUGGUCUCAUAAGGAUUUCCCUCUGAUCCCGGUGGGUCGUUUAGUGUUGAACAGAAACCCUGUAAACUACUUUGCUGAGGUGGAGCAGCUGGCAUUUGAUCCUAGCAACAUGCCACCAGGCAUCGAGCCCAGCCCUGACAAAAUGCUGCAGGGUCGUCUCUUCUCGUACCCCGACACCCAUCGCCACCGGCUCGGAGCAAACUACCUCCAGCUGCCUGUUAACUGCCCCUACCGUACCCGCGUGGCCAACUAUCAGAGAGACGGGCCUAUGUGCAUGUCUGACAACCAGGGGGGAGCACCCAAUUACUACCCCAACAGCUUCAGUGCUCCAGACUGUCAGGCUCAGUUCAUGGAGUCCAAGUUCAGGGUGUCUCCUGACGUUGGACGCUACAACAGCGCAGAUGAUGACAACGUGACUCAGGUGCGCACCUUCUUCACUGAAGUCCUGAAUGAGGCGGAGCGUGAGCGUCUCUGCCAGAACUUGGCCGGCCACCUGAAAGGAGCACAGCUAUUCAUUCAGAAGCGCAUGGUUCAGCGUCUAAUGGCAGUGCACCAGGAUUAUGGCUCACGUGUGGAGGCGCUGCUUGACAAGUACAACGCAGAGGGCAAAAAGAACUCUGUGCACGUGUACACUCAGGGAGGAACGUCUGCUGUUGCUGCUUCCUCCAAGAUGUAACCACUGUAUUUAAUACAGCUGCUUACACCACUGACUACUUACUGCUUACAUACAUACUUGCAUACAAACACAGUAAGAGAUCUCAACCUCUCUCAGCUCUUCCACACCUCAGGACUCUGAGCCAAGACCAGCUCUCCCAUAUCCAUAUUAUCAUUUUCAUGAAGCUAUGAAAGGCACAAACUGAUCUUGGGUUAGUUCUCUUAUCUCUGAUAUACUGCUUCAGACAGUUUGGUAACCAUCCAUUAGUAAACCAUCCGUCAGAUGCUCAAUUUGCUUUUGAUGUGUAAUUAAUCAUGUUCAGCAGCUCUCUAAACAGCUGAUUAUUAGUCAGUGUGAUUCUUCUUGUGUAGAUUCAGGUAAGAAAGUCCAAUACGUGGCAGCUCUGCAUUCUCUACCCCUUUAGGGUUGUAUCACAAAACUGAAUUUUCUCUCAUGUCCAGACGGAGAAAAGAUCAGGAUUGCUCCUCUGAUAUGGGCCCUCCUGCUUUGUGAAAUACCCCCAGAUGAAUUUUGAAGCCUUAGUAAAGACAUUUUGAUACACAUUCACUUUUCGCUGCUCUUUCAUAAGAGCCUUCUGAACAUCCUCACACCUCAAAGUGCUGCUCCACUGGAGAUAUCGAACAGGAAAAACUGAGAUUUUCCAGUAGUCCGUAAACUGAUCAUUAAAUCAAUUUUUUUGUUUAUUUUGAUUACGUAAGCCCUGUAAGUUAAGCUCUGUAAGUCUGAGGUCUUCACAACUUUAGUUUUGGGUCAUACUGGGAGAGCUGAAACUGUGGUUUAUCUUCAUAAUUCUAUCAUUUCAGUACAGCCUCACCUGCUCUCGCAGUUUAAUGAAAUACUGAAUAAUGCUUUAAUGAACACUAGAUAAAUAACUGUCAUCUAAUGAGAGUUUGAUAUUUUAGUCUUCUCAGCAUUAAGUAGACAUUCCCUGAUUGACUGAUUGUACCUAAAUAAUGUAACAGUUACCACAGUGAUCCUGUUAAAGGUAUUAGUUCAAUUUAAGCUUUGAUAUUUGGAUAACACAAUGAUGCCUCAUAUCAGUGUCAGUGUGAAAAGUUUAAAAACAGAUGGUAGCAUGAGAGCCACAAUGUAAUUGUGCCUUACUGUCAUGUUUCUUGGAGUAAUCCUAUGCCCAAGAGUAAAAAAAGCUCUUAACAAGUGAAUAGUGGAGGAAGAAUAAAUUGAAGGUCUUAUGUGGUUUUGCUGAACAACCAAAUCAUUUCAUCCGUCCAGUUUCUCUCCACAUAUGAGAUUAUUGAAAAGUGCAUUAAGCAUUGCUCUACCAUGACGAUUUCUAUAUCCUGUCUUGUCAGAAGAGAAACGAUUUUCCUGACAUUAUGAACUUGUUCUUUAACCAAACUUAAUAAAUCAUAAUGAUUUGCUAUG
This is a messenger RNA of Colossoma macropomum (tambaqui), 3055 nucleotides long. It is a transcript of the gene cat, whose product is annotated as catalase. Gene Ontology annotation, cellular component: cytoplasm; peroxisome; mitochondrion. The transcript has 13 exons. Gene Ontology annotation, biological process: response to hydrogen peroxide; hydrogen peroxide catabolic process. Gene Ontology annotation, molecular function: catalase activity; heme binding. Bases 89 to 1669 code for a protein of 526 amino acids. The record is from RefSeq and is a predicted model, not a curated record. NCBI's taxonomy places the organism in Eukaryota, Metazoa, Chordata, Actinopteri, Characiformes, Serrasalmidae.